This is a messenger RNA of Chondrus crispus (carragheen), 306 nucleotides long. RefSeq lists its product as hypothetical. The transcript has a single exon. The record is from RefSeq and is a predicted model, not a curated record. Bases 1 to 306 code for a protein of 101 amino acids. Gene Ontology annotation, molecular function: nucleic acid binding. Lineage: Eukaryota; Rhodophyta; Florideophyceae; Gigartinales; Gigartinaceae.
AUGCAGGACGGUGCUCCUUGUCACCGUGCUAGAGUGGCUAAGAGAUGGCUUUGUGACAACUUUAUCUCUGUUUUAGAGUGGCCGCCGUAUUCGCCUGAUCUCAACCCUAUCGAAAACUUGUGGGGUACCUUGGUUAGAAGUGUUUAUGCGCAUCAGAGGCAGUUUAAAAACGUGGAUUCUCUGUCAGAAUGUAUUCGAGAUGCCUGGGAUGAGAUCAACAAUGAGACACUGAAUGCGUUGGUGAAAUCUAUGCAGAAAAGGUGUGUAGAGUUCGUGCUUGCCAAGAGAAAGAAGAUAGACUACUGA